AUGGUGUCCGACACUUCUCCCUUUCCCUCUCCAGUCAAACGCUGGCACAAUAAAGCCCAGCCAGCCGGCGACCCUAGCCUCCCAGUUCUAUCUCAAAAGGGAAAAUCGAUACUCGUCACCGGAGGAGGCAACACGGGCAUCGGAGGAGAGACAGCACGCUUCUUCGCUCGCGCAGGUGCCGCGCGCAUCGGUCUCCUAGGACGUCGUGAAGGCCCUCUUCUCGAGAACAAAGAUAUCAUCGAGAAGGAAUAUCCCGGCACAAAGGUCUUCAUCCAAAGCACUGAUGUAACCGACGAGGCUUCAGUCAACUCGGCCUUUGGCAACUUCGCCAAAGACGGCAAAAUCGACACACUCAUCCACGCCGCUGCAGCUAUCGGCCCAACCGAGAACUUCGCUGACGUUGACGCGCACAAGUUCCUCAAAGGUAUCACCGACAAUAUUGAGGGCUCUUUAUGGGUGGCUAAAGCUUUCAUACGCCAUGCUGCACCCGAUGCGCACGUCGUUGCAAUCAACUCCUGGGGCGCGCAUUUGAGUCUGAACGAUGCUUAUGCCUCCUACUGCGUCGCUAAGAUGGCCGCUUACCGCUUGUGGGACAUGGUACUCCUUGCGAAACCUAAUCUCAGCGUCUUCCAUACCCAGCCUGGCGUUGUGUUGACGGAGAUGAACCGCAGAGUCGGCGGGGCAGAUAGCUUCAAAGAUGUCAAGACUGAUGAUGUCACUCUUCCAGCGAGCUUCAAUCUCUGGCUCUCCACCCCAGAGGCUCGCUUCCUCAAGGGCAAGUUCUUGUGGUGUAAUUGGGAUAUCGACGACUUGAAGUCUCGUUCUAAGGAAAUUGAAUCGGGAAGGCUACUCAACAUCGACCUCAAUGGAUGGCCAUUUGGGGCGAAUGCGAACUAA
Messenger RNA from Alternaria rosae, 897 nucleotides. RefSeq lists its product as uncharacterized. The record is from RefSeq and is a predicted model, not a curated record. Bases 1 to 897 code for a protein of 298 amino acids. Gene Ontology annotation, molecular function: oxidoreductase activity. The transcript has 2 exons. NCBI's taxonomy places the organism in Eukaryota, Fungi, Ascomycota, Dothideomycetes, Pleosporales, Pleosporaceae. Gene Ontology annotation, cellular component: cytosol.